Bactrocera neohumeralis is the source of this 1081-nucleotide messenger RNA. RefSeq lists its product as uncharacterized. NCBI's taxonomy places the organism in Eukaryota, Metazoa, Arthropoda, Insecta, Diptera, Tephritidae. The transcript has 5 exons. The record is from RefSeq and is a predicted model, not a curated record. The coding region runs from base 1 to 921 and encodes 306 amino acids.
AUGCCGUUGGUAAAAGUAAUCGGCGCACAGCCAACCAUCGCGGCGGCGGCCGCAGUAGCGAUCGAAGCCGCCGCUUUUAACAGACAGCAAGCGGAUGAUAUUCCAGCUGAAGCGCCAAGGAAAUACAAAUUGCCAGUGGUGAAAGUCGAAGAAGAAGAGGAAAUACAAUUCUUUGGUAAAGUUCCACUGUGGCAGGACGACACGCCGGAGGCUGUACUCGCCGUGCGUAAAAUACACACAGACUUCAUUGUGGAGGUGCAUCUGCACGCGCUUGGCUACUUGGUUGUGAGCAUCAGUCAGUGGAUAUUAAUAUAUAAAAUCAACGCAAUUGCCAAUUAUGUGAAAGCACACUACUGUCUCUCAUUGCUGCCGUUCGUCUUGAGUUUCACAAUGCUGAUUACCUUGGUAUUCUUUUAUGACGACAUAACGAAGGGCCGACAUAUGGCGGUGUUUUAUUGCUAUACAGUUAUAAUGCUUGAACUUUCCAGCGUCCCAGUAGCGAUGCCAUUGUCCUCAUAUAAUUUGACUCAAUUGAUGUGUUCGGGUUUCAUAUCAACAGUUGUCAUAGUGGCGGGCAUCUUGAUCGCUCAUUCGAAAAAAGACUAUUAUGUAUAUAAGCCGGCAUUUAUAUUCGCUUGGACAUGUCGUUGUUUUUUAGUCGCCUCAAUGGGUAUUAUUGUUGGGAUUUCACUGCAAAGUCCUUACUUCGAUGUGGUUAUGACAUUAACCAUGACAUUUUUCAUGUCGCUUUACAUCUUGAUGUGCGCGAAGGCUAUAAGCAGUGCCGAGUUCAUUUGGAUGGACACAUAUGGUCCACAUAUGUAUGGCACGUUGUUCUAUAUCAAUUACAUGACGCUCUUCUCGAUGAACGUCUUACUCUUUGAGGAACUCGAUGCAGCAAUGAAACGCCAACACCAUUAGCCAAGUACAAAAAAGAAAAGAAAUAGUGUAUAAAGUUCACCGAUCCAGCUUCCAGUUAAUGAUUAUCUUUGCGUUCGCUUCUUUUUUUCUUCUUGCAAUUGUAUACAAGAAAAUUACGUUAAUAUUUGCACAAAAGUCAAACAACAGCUGUUCCAUAAAU